This is a messenger RNA of Cylicostephanus goldi, 500 nucleotides long. The record is from the annotation of a GenBank genome assembly. Lineage: Eukaryota; Metazoa; Nematoda; Chromadorea; Rhabditida; Strongylidae.
AUGAGAUUGUUGCGAAGUUGGUACAAUGAGAUGCGUGAAGCUAUAGAAGCUCGUGGUCAGGCACUCGACAGUAUUGUGGAUGCAACCAGUGGUAUUGGCGAACGUCUGGACAACUUUGUAGAGACCCUUCGUGGAGCUUCGGACCGACUGCGCCAGAACUAUUCCAUUUCCUCUGAUCCCACGCUUCUAAAAACUCAGAUUGCUGAGAAUCAUGCAAUCAAGGAAGGCCUACGCGCCAAACAUUCAGCAUAUACCGCUCUCAAGGAAAGCGCUGCUGAGUUGUUAGCAUCACUUCCACCAGAUGAUCCUGCAAGAGAUGAAAUCAUUGGAAAACUGAAACGGCUAUCAGAAUUAUGGGGCAGCAUAGAGCAGGAAGCAGAAGAUAGAGGUGACUUCCUGGAGUCGAUCUUGGAAAAGGCCAGACACUUCUGGGAUGAACUGGAUGAGUGCCAAAGAGCGGUAAGGGUCUCUAUUUCUUUGUGGUCAUCUACAUAUUGAGG